Messenger RNA from Botrytis sinoallii, 1431 nucleotides. RefSeq lists its product as uncharacterized. Gene Ontology annotation, molecular function: ribosome binding; signal sequence receptor activity; transmembrane protein transporter activity. Bases 1 to 1431 code for a protein of 476 amino acids. The record is from RefSeq and is a predicted model, not a curated record. Lineage: Eukaryota; Fungi; Ascomycota; Leotiomycetes; Helotiales; Sclerotiniaceae. Gene Ontology annotation, biological process: SRP-dependent cotranslational protein targeting to membrane, translocation; post-translational protein targeting to membrane, translocation. Gene Ontology annotation, cellular component: Sec61 translocon complex; membrane. The transcript has 3 exons.
AUGAGUGGCCUUCGAUUCCUCGAUCUCAUCAAACCCUUCUCGCCGUUCCUCCCUGAGGUUCAGCAACCCGAGACAAAGGUCCCAUUCAACCAAAAGUUGAUGUGGACGGGUUUGACAUUAUUGAUAUUCUUGGUUAUGAGCCAAAUGCCAUUGUAUGGUAUUGUGUCCUCGGAUACCUCCGAUCCUUUAUACUGGUUGAGAAUGAUGUUGGCAAGUAACAGAGGUACCUUGAUGGAAUUGGGUAUUACACCAAUUAUCUCCUCCGGAAUGGUUUUCCAACUUCUUGCUGGUACCCAUUUGAUUGAUGUUGAUCUUGACUUGAAGGCUGAUCGCGAGUUGUAUCAAACCGCGCAAAAGCUCUUCGCUAUUAUCUUGUCAAUGGGUCAAGCUACUGUUUAUGUCUUUACUGGAUUGUACGGUCAACCAUCCGAUCUCGGUGCUGGUGUCGUCUGCCUUCUCAUCCUUCAAUUGGUUGUUGCCGGUUUGAUUGUUAUUCUCCUCGAUGAGCUCCUCCAAAAGGGAUACGGUCUUGGAAGUGGUAUCUCCCUCUUCAUCGCUACCAACAUCUGCGAGUCUAUCAUCUGGAAAGCAUUCUCUCCCACUACCAUUAACACCGGUCGCGGCCCAGAAUUCGAAGGUGCCGUUAUCGCACUCUUCCACUUGCUUUUGACAUGGCCAAACAAGCAACGUGCUCUCCAAGAGGCUUUCUAUAGACAACAACUCCCCAACAUCAUGAACCUUUUGGCCACUAUCGUCGUUUUCGCAACUGUUAUCUACCUCCAAGGUUUCCGCGUUGAGAUCCCAGUCAAAUCUUCCCGCCAACGUGGUGCUCGUGGUUCUUACCCAGUUCGUCUUUUCUACACCUCCAACAUGCCAAUUAUGCUUCAAUCCGCCCUCUCUUCCAACGUCUUCCUUAUCUCCCAGAUGUUGUACUCCCGCUUUUCUGAGAACUUGCUUGUCCAGCUUUUCGGUGUUUGGGAGGCAAAGGAGGGCUCAGCACAACUUUUCGCUACUUCCGGUAUCGCAUACUACAUGUCCCCACCUUUGAACUUCACCGAUGCUCUUCUCGACCCAAUCCACACUGCCGUCUACAUUGUUUACAUGCUUGUCGCAUGUGCCAUCUUCUCCAAGACUUGGAUUGAGGUUUCCGGUUCCGGCCCAAGAGAUGUUGCUAAGCAACUCAAGGAUCAAGGACUUGUCAUGGCUGGUCACAGAGAACAAAGCAUGUACAAGGAGUUGAAGCGCAUUAUUCCUACUGCUGCCGCAUUUGGUGGUGCUUGUAUUGGUGCACUCUCUGUUGGUAGUGAUUUGAUGGGAGCUCUCGGCUCUGGAACUGGUAUUUUGUUGGCUGUCACUAUUAUCUACGGAUACUUUGAGAUCGCCGCAAAGGAGGGUGAUAUGGCCGGCAUGAAGGGCAUGAUCAUGGGAUAA